Messenger RNA from Neurospora tetraspora, 1208 nucleotides. RefSeq names its product Isoprenylcysteine carboxyl methyltransferase family-domain-containing protein. Gene Ontology annotation, cellular component: endoplasmic reticulum; membrane. The transcript has a single exon. Lineage: Eukaryota; Fungi; Ascomycota; Sordariomycetes; Sordariales; Sordariaceae. Gene Ontology annotation, molecular function: protein C-terminal S-isoprenylcysteine carboxyl O-methyltransferase activity. Bases 104 to 1039 code for a protein of 311 amino acids. The record is from RefSeq and is a predicted model, not a curated record. Gene Ontology annotation, biological process: C-terminal protein methylation.
CCAGCAUAUGAUAUGUAUCUUCGCUACCUCCCACUUCUCUGUCGCCAUGCCGUCUUGCCCAUUCUGCCCCCUCCUUUGCACCACAUCACCAGAUUAGUCUACCAUGUCUGGAAUCCCGUCAAGCCCUUCGUCGUCGGCGCCCUUGGCUACUGGUCGUAGUGACGGUCCAUCCGCCCACAACCGACGGCAUUCGCGCGGACAAACCACCCACAUCAACAUCACCGCCGCUACCGAUUCCGCUAUUCAAGAGCCUUCAGAAGCUGACCUCUCCCUCCCAAUGGACAGCCCAACCAGCGCGAACUCCAACUCCAACCUCGUCAACGACCGAGUCUACUUCCCCUACCAACCCAAGUCCCUAGCCGGCAUCGCCACGCGCUCCUUCUGCCUCGGCAUCGCCGUCACCAUCGGAGUCGGCGCAACCGGCGCCACCCUUCUCUACACGUCCAGCCCGCUCUGGCGCCUGCCCUUCUUCCUCGCCGCCCUCGCAACCUUCCACUUCCUCGAGUUCUGGACCACAGCCGCCUAUAACACGCGCGCCGCCGACGUCAAGUCCUUCCUGCUCACGGCCAACUGGCCCGGCUACGCCAUCGCGCACGGCGUCGCGACGCUCGAGUGUCUGCUGACCAAUACCUUCUGGCCGAACCGCGCGUGGGCGCCGUUCGGCACCGGUGCGCUGCUGUGUCUGCUCGGUCUGGCCCUGACGGCGAUCGGCCAGGUGGUGCGCAGCGUGGCCAUGGUGCAGGCGGGACCGAGCUUCAACCACUUGGUGCAGCGCCAGCGGAGCUCGGCGCACGUGCUGGUGACGUCGGGGAUAUAUGGGAAGUUUAGGCACCCGAGCUACUUUGGCUUCUUUUGGUGGGCGUUGGGGACGCAGAUGGCUAUGGGCAACGUCGUUAGCUUUGUGGCCUACGCGGCGGUGUUGUGGAAGUUCUUUAGCUCGAGGAUCAAACAUGAGGAGGAGUUUUUGGUCAAGUUCUUUGGGCAAGAGUAUGUGGAUUAUCGGAGGAGGGUGGGGACCAAGAUUCCGUUUGUCCCCUGAUUUGGGCAUCUGGUGUAGGGGUGGUGCUCUUCAAAGGGAGCCAGACUAUGGUCUGCCAUUGUUUUUUUCGCAUGGUGUCUCUUUACUUGAUAUACACGUUGAAAGAAUAGAUCCAGAGAGUUCAUCAGAAUCAAACAGCUCCGCCAGUCCAGAAGGAAGCCUGUGCUAG